Messenger RNA from Sporisorium graminicola, 2340 nucleotides. RefSeq lists its product as uncharacterized. The transcript has 4 exons. The record is from RefSeq and is a predicted model, not a curated record. The coding region runs from base 1 to 2340 and encodes 779 amino acids. NCBI's taxonomy places the organism in Eukaryota, Fungi, Basidiomycota, Ustilaginomycetes, Ustilaginales, Ustilaginaceae.
AUGGACCCCUCUGCGUCAUCGUCCUCUUCGCAUCAAGAGGCUGACAGCCUCAAGACCCCGCAGAUGGAUCAAUCCGAAUGGUCUUCUUCCUCUGCAUUUGCGACCCCAACCUCGAGCACGUCAUCACUCAAAACAUUCCCACGACGCCUGAGUCUGCUUCAGAACGAUACCUCCGCCUCGCCUGUCCGCACCACCAGCAGCGAUGAUUCGACACGCAGGACCUCGUUCACUGGUCCAAAACCGCUCAAUCUCGCAUCUCAACCGGUCUCUUCCGCUGGCUCUACUGAAACACCCAAGCAAUCCAAAAGAUCGAGCAUAUCAUACAUCCCUUCGCCGUCGACUAGCGUCCGAACGGACGAUGGAGGGCUCAGCAGAGCUCUUUCCACUUCGUCGGCAUCCGGCAGGACACGCACCGGUUCCAUCAGCAGAGCAACAGCCGCCGCUGGCAGCAGUGCUGCUGCCGCUCGUCGCAGACCAUCCCAGGCAUCUCAGACGAACAGCGAUGCAGACGAUUGGCUAAUGAACGACCAUGACGCUUCGUCCUCGGCAGCAGCAAGAUCCAUGGCCGAACGCGAUUCAGCCAAAGUAGAGGCCUUGUUCAACGACGUACGUAUCCCCGGCGAUUCCCAGUCGCUGACCGGCUAUCGAGAGGGCAUCACGGCAGGCAAGCUCAGCUCGCUCCAAUCCGGGUUCGAUCAGGGGUUCAACGAGGUAGGUGCUACUCUCGGUCGCCAAGUCGGCGUCUUGCGCGGUCAAGUCGCUGCGCUUCUCCUCCUCACCUCAUCCUCCUCUCUCCCCACCUCCACUUCCGUUUCAUCCAAUGCUGCUGCUGGUGCCGGUCGCAAAGUUCUCACACGAACUCGUGGGUUUAACAGUGGCCCCACCGCUGCCGCUGCCGCCGGUGCGAGACACGACCGACCAUCGGAGCUCGAGACCCAGAACAGCCAGCGCGUCACUUCCCGCCGCACACUCAGCCUCAGUUCAGACGAGUCAUCCACCUCGCGCGACCUCUUACAUCUUAUCGCCGAAAAGGAACGCCGAUGCUUCGAGCUGCGCGAAGAACUCUCGGCCGAAGAAGCCCAACUGAAACAGCUCCGAUCCACAUGGCAACGAAUGGCGACUAAAGAGCUCGCCUACUCCACCUCCUCGCCCACCGCAACCUUGGGGGCAUCGCAUCGACGCGACGGUAGUACCACGUCCAGCACAAGCGAUGUCGCUACAGAUGCUUGGAACAGCUUUUCCUCGAAAUUGCCCGGAAGCUUCAAGACGCAGCUCAACAAUCUCAACACUCUACUUGAGAGCAUCGCCAACCCGGAAGGCGCGGCGCCGGAGCCGAUCGAGAAGCAGUCUCCGUUGCAGAAUAAAAGUCUGCCGCUUCCUGGUGGUAGCGAGACGGGCAUGCUUCGACCGACGGGUGGGGGUUUGGGCGUGUUGGAAGAGGAAGGGUCGGAUGUGGGCAGCGUGGUGUCGCCUCGGUCGCCGAGAUCGCCUGCCAUCCUGCCGCAUUCGGACUCAAGUAGUGCGAACACGACGCUGGUAGCGCCUCGAUCGGGGAGCGAGCUGGCGGCGGUGGCGAAGCAGGAUAGUCAGGCGCUCGGGUUUUCGGUGGAUGCGAAUGGGAUCGCUCACCCGCAACUCGGCGCGAUUGCGGACCACGAUAAUGGCCCGCCCACACCGCCCAAGCCUCCCCUGGCUCGGAAUAACAGCGGUAGCAGUGGCGGUGCUUGGACGUCGCGCCGCACAUCCGUGCUAGGAUCGCUCAGCGGGCUGCAAUCGAAACUCGUGCCUCCCUCGACCUCCGACACUGCCGACCAGGAGGGAGGAGGCGGUGGGUUCGCAUCGAUGUUCGCGAAACGCUUCAAAGAAGCGCGCGACAAUGCAUCCGACAUGCUGCGCGAAGCCGAGCGCAAGCUGGGCAAUGCGAUGACGAUCGACGAUCUUUUGGGCACCAAAUCACCGCCGUCGCAGCCGCAGAUCACACUCGACGAAGCGUCGACCGAUACCAACCCCGUGCCUUCGCCGUGGUACGAAGCAGCCGGCGGACGCCGCUCUACGUCGGAGCGCAAUCUCUCGCCUUCCCUCGCUCCCGUUGACUCAGAGAGGAGGGGGAGUAUAUCGUCCGACCGCAGCUCGAGCAGUCUGAGCGCACCGGCGAGGGUCGGCAGCCCACAUGCGAGUCCUGUGAUCGGUGGCGCGCCGGGAGCAGCGGGCGUGUUCGGGAUGAUUUUGGGCAGCCAGACCGAGACGGGUGGCAGGCAGAGCGGCGAUAGUUGGGCGUGGAGUGGGAGGGAGGAUGAGGAUGAGGAUGGUUGGGAUGAGGAGGAGACUAAGAAAAAGUGA